GUAUAAAUCGUCUUUUCUGAAGAUAUUAGCGAGUGAUUAUAGUACCAGACUGAGAUUAGUGGCACGCACACUAUGCGCAGUGCACACCCACCAGAUGACGCACCUGUUAAACGGGUACCUGGCUCUGUUUACAGACUGGAAGGGUAGAUAUGUAGAGAGAACGAUGGACCCCGAGAUAGCUGCGGUCUCUGAAACCAAAGGAGUCAGGCCCCGGCGUGUUCACUCGCUGUUCGUAGAGGAUUCCUGCUGUUGUGCUUGACAUGAAUGUUUGUCUAACAACUUCUUAUACAUUUCUUAGAGGGGAUGAAUAUAUACUGCAUAUGCAAACACGCCAACACAGGAGUGGGGCAGGUCAAAUAUGUGCUACAUGUGAAAUAGAUAAGAGCGAUCUUUGGUCCAGAAUAGUUUGUGCAAGUUGACAUACCCUCCAUUUACUUUCUGCAUAAAAAACAACAACACAAUACAACUUUGUUAAUCCACGAGGGCAACUCCAGAUAACACAACUGACUCUAGAGGUGCUUCUGACCCACUCUACAGCAGAGUGUAUAGCACUUCAUCACCGGUAGUUGUUUGAUAAAACCAGAGGCUGAGGCUGGUGAAUAAGCGCCGGUCCUUGUUAGUUGCUACAGUUAAGACAACGGUUCAACCUAGAGGGACGAGAGAAGUCCCGGGGUGACACGCGGCAGGACCAAGGAAGGACGCCACGAGGAAGACACGUGACUGACACAGGACGGUGCCAGAGUCUCUGCGCGAGAGAAAGAAGGCCGCGACGAUCGACGGAGGGACAUCAACUGAUCCUCAGACGUCGACGACAUCGGAGGGCUCAAUCACGUGGCAAGAGACUUUGUGUGUGAGAGAUAAGCAGAGUAUGACGUCGUCAAAGCCAGUGCUACACAUCGCCGAGUGGGAGCCAAAAUAUAUCAUAGAGACACUUCACCAGCUUGCGCCAGACUUGGCCAUCAGAAGAAUUCCAGUUCCAGAUUUCUAUUCAAUAUGUCAACCAGAAGACAUUGGCAACCCAGAAGAAAUUGAACUACUAGUCUGUUCUCCUUUCUUUUUGAUUAAACUGACUGAAGCCGGAAUCCAUUUGCCUAACCUCCGGUGGGUGCACAGCGUGGCGGCAGGUUUAGACAAGAUAAAGGGCUAUUUCAAAGAAACUAAACCGGAGCCUCGCUGUCUCCUGACGCGCGCGCCACGCAUCAAUGGCGCGUGUGUGGCCGAGUAUGUGGUGGGUCAGAUCCUCUGCACCAGGCGCCAGUUCUUGGAAUUCUACGACCAGCAGCGUGUGGCAGUGUGGAACAGGAGAACUGGUCUGACAGAAUCCUUGAAUGGCGCCACAGUAGUCGUAUUGGGAAUGGGAAACAUUGGCACACGUGUUGCCAAACUAUGCAAAGCUUUUGAGAUGGUUGUGCACGGGGUCACCCGCUCCCCCGUCACUAGUGGACAAGGGUCGCCACAUGUGGAUGUAUACUGGACUUCUGAUCAGUUGGAGCAAGCUCUGGCCGAAGCAGACGUCAUUGUGAGUUGUCUCCCGUCCAGCCCUCAGACGGUUGGUCUGCUGGACAACAGGUUACAGGUGUGCCAGAAAAAGAAACCUGUUUUGAUCAGUGUCGGAAGAGGCGAUGUGAUAUCUGAAGAAUCUAUUAUCAAGGCAGUGAGAUUAAACUGGAUCACGAAGGCAGUUCUCGAUGUGUUUGCUGUGGAACCACUACCCGCCGACAGUCCGCUGUGGAAAGAGCCAAAUGUUGUGAUUACACCACACAUCGCCAUGGAUUACAACUCGCUCGCCGUAUCACAGAUCGCGAGGCAUAUCCUGGACAACUACAAGCGCUUCUUGAACAAUGAGCCUUUGGUGGAUGUUGUUGAUAUUACAAAUAUGUAAUUAAUUGUC
Pomacea canaliculata is the source of this 1891-nucleotide messenger RNA. RefSeq names its product glyoxylate/hydroxypyruvate reductase A-like. Bases 869 to 1882 code for a protein of 337 amino acids. The transcript is spliced from 11 exons. The record is from RefSeq and is a predicted model, not a curated record. NCBI's taxonomy places the organism in Eukaryota, Metazoa, Mollusca, Gastropoda, Architaenioglossa, Ampullariidae. Gene Ontology annotation, molecular function: NAD binding.